Ciona intestinalis (vase tunicate) is the source of this 3567-nucleotide messenger RNA. NCBI's taxonomy places the organism in Eukaryota, Metazoa, Chordata, Ascidiacea, Phlebobranchia, Cionidae. The record is from RefSeq and is a predicted model, not a curated record.
AUGAAAAUUAAAGGCAAAUCUGCCAAAACUGUUAAAGCUAAAUCUAAAGCCCCAAAAGAGAAAAGUAAAUCUAAAGCUGUCAAAGUUAAAACGAAAAAGGAUAAAAAAGUACGAAAGUCAAGAAAACCUAAACAAAAAUCGGAAACUAAAGCACGAAGUAGAAGUAACUCAAGAGAUUCUUCCAGAAAUUCAAGAAAUAAUUCGUCACGGCGAAAAAAGAAGAAAACUAAAAAAAAGGUUAAAAAAGAAAAGAAAAAACAAUCUGACGAUGUCAUCAUCGAUCAACCACGAAGGAACAGUAGCCUUGGUUCGCGCGAAUCAGGACGUAUUGCUAAACCAGAACGUCCAUGGUAUAAGAAGAAACGAAGUAAAAAAGAUCCAAUCGUUUAUUCUUGUUGUGGAUUUUGUAGUCUUGGUGCUGGGAGUUUGCUAACGGGCCUUAUAUAUAUUGGGUUAUGUAUUGGAUACACAGUGUUACGGGUGAGUGACUUCAGACAAACCAGUGGACGAAAGUCGACAAUUUGGUCGAGCUCAGAUGGAAUCUUUAUGAACAUUUGGAGGAUUAUGUUGAUAGUAGGAAUGGGGUCGGCAGCCUUGAAUAUGUUGGGAGCUCUUGUUAUAAUGAUUGCUUCGUGCAUAUGGGGACAAAAGGAACAUUACAUCAAGAUGAGAAACUCUUCAAUUAUUUGGAUGGUAGUUACUGCCAUUGCUAUUAUAUUCAAUGUGGGUGAAGCUGUUUAUGUGACGAUUAUUCCUUGGAAAGAACUCAACCCUCAUGAUUCAAAUCCUUAUUCACCAACCAACUAUCAUCAUUAUUCAAAGAUAAAGAACAACAUGGCUACCUUGUGGGGCCUUACUGGCUGCCACAUUGUAUUUUAUAUAUACCUCAUAAUAGUGGUAAUAUCAUACCUACGCCUCCUUAAAUACAAAGGAGCUCCAAAAGUAGGAGUUGAUCCAACAGGUAGCGAUGAAGAGGUUGUUGGGGUGUUGAAACGAUCUUCUCAACAAAGUUCAUUCAAUGAAAGAAGAAGUCAAAGGUCAAAUAUGUCGCAGCAAAGUGAACAAGCCAGUUCUUAUGCCUCAAGUGCUGACUUAUAUCGUUCAACGUAUGGAAAUCCUGCCUUCAUACCUGAUAACACUUAUGAAAACUGGCCGAAAAAGGAUGAUGCUGCAAAAAGUGAUGUCACAGUUGUAGAAAUGCCGAGUCGAGCCGUUGCGGAUGAAGCAAAGUCAGCAACGUCGAGUAUCUAUGAUCUGCCGCCAGAGGAGCAAUAUGAUGACACACCAGUCGAACCAAAGAAAGAAGAAAAUAAAAGUAAAGAAAAACCAAAGCCUGAGACAAAGGUUGAACAAAAGCCUCCAUCUGUUUCCAAAACUUUGGAUAUCGAAUCGAACUCUUUAAAACGACAAGAAGCAAAAAUAAAGUCAAGCACUGUGACAUCAUCAGUGACAUCAACCCUUCCACCAAUCCUAAAGAAGUCGACCUUACCCCGACAUUCCAACUCAUUCGAGUCUAAAACUCGCCCGAUAAAACCCAUGACACGAAGACCGCCUGUGAAGCAACCCCCAAAGAAGGCUGAGCCAGUUAAACCUGACAUUCAACCUGAAGUUGUGUCAAAGUUUUUUAAGAGGUUGGAGUCGGAACGAUCGCAUCCGAAUGGUGGAAAUCCUAUGGAAGAAAUGUUUAGGUUGUUUGGAGGAAGUUUGUGUGACCAACAUCCAGAGAACUGUGAGAGGUAUCUUAAAUCAUACAAAGAUGUUCGUUCAAGGACAAGCCAUAUAAGUUCAGUGCGAGAUCCAUUUGAAUAUGAGGUGAAUCCUCCACCACCGGUUGCUCAACAACCUCAACCACAGCAGUUUCCAUUAUUAGCCGAUGACAUAUACACCGAUCAUUCAAUGUAUGGAGGUUAUAAUGAUCAUUCAUUACAUCACAAUGAUCGAUUCUACCGUCAUCAAUUUCACAACUUCAACCGACCGGAACCUGUUAAUGGUUUCCGGCCCCAGUCACGGGUCACCGGUUAUCGGCCUCCACCAAAACCACUCAUGCGUGAACCCCCUCGUAACUAUUACCCGGAACCGCCGCCUCCUUACCCCAUGCAUCAUUACCCCUAUUCAACCCACAGCAAUAACUACUAUGAUGACAGUAUAUAUUAUGACAGCGAAUGCAGCAUGUGUGAAUACGGGAGUAUAUACGGUGACUAUGGGUCGUAUUAUGGAAGUUACGGUGAAUUUUACCCACCCAACCCACCAUCACAUAGUUUACCCCCAAAUUACCCUACCCCAACCCCACACACAUUGCCCCCAAAUUACCCCAAGCACCCCCCUUACACCCCUUCACGGCGCACUAGUGGAACAAGCAUUACCCCAACUUGGUUUCCCCUACAAGAAGAUGACUAUUCCAUCUACCCAUCACCCCCACCCACCUUUAAACGAAGCAAAAGCCUCCCAAAUAUCCAGGACCCGCUAAAAAUGAGACCUCCAUCUUACUUAAGUGAGGACAGGGCGCCGGUAUCUCCAGCUUUUGUCGUUCCCUCGCCACGGGAAGCUACAAGAGUUAGCAGAUCUUCUUCAUUUGCUGAUGACCAUCUGCCUGAGGUCAUCCAGGAUGAGAGAAGAGUAAGUAACUACAGUGGAUACCAUACAGGUGAUCUUAGGAACAGAACUUCCCACACUGCUGAUGGUUCAAGAAGUUUCAAACGAGAAAGGACGAAGAGUUUUUCCGAAACAUCACGUCGCGCUUCAUUUAACAUCGGUGACGAUGCUUCAAACUACGAGGAACUGGGGAGUAUUUAUUCGACAUUCAACCUCAUUAGCUCCCCCGGUGGUAGACCUCCUAUGCGACCGAAGUCUUCAGCAUCACAGAGAUUAUCCUCAGAUUUUCCAUCUAGGAACCCUCGUUUACCCCCUCGUAGCCCAGUGAUUCCACCAAGGGUGCCAUCAUUUGGGGGUCAUGACCCCUAUCCUGAUAAACACAUCAGCAAGGAACGUCCAAGCUCAAUUUUACGAAGCAGUGAAUCGUCACUGGAUGGGACAAAAGCGCUGGUACCGUAUAAAGGAAAGUCCCCGAAUCAUUUUCAAAGAUCGAAGUCAUUUCGCUUCAGUGAUCAACAUUCAGACAAGGAGUUAAAAACAAAACAGGUGAAAUUUGGCAGCACACCAAAUCUACAUCAUAUUUGAUUUUACCAAGAACUGAAGAAAUGAAAGUAUAUUGAGAAAUUUAACUUGAUCUCAAAUGUCCUGAUACUCUCUUCUUAAUGAUGCCUACAAAACUUGCAUUUCCCUUUUUAUCCAAGAGAAAAGUUUGCUCUUGUUCCUGCUAAAUAUCACACUUUAUCAACUUUGUAUGGUUUGUGGAACGUGAUAGCUCACAUUGUACUUAGGCAGUUAUCUCUUAUGUCCACUUUAUAAAUCUGACACUGGUUAGAAAAGAAAUCCCAGCUUUAGAAGUUGUGAUUAUUGUUGCAUCAAUAAUAUUUAUUGUUGCAACUAUUGAUUUUUGCUACUUAAGUGUUUCCCCCCAUUCUCUUUCCCUUUGUUUAUUUGCAAUAAAGUUUCUUGGUUGUGCAA